Messenger RNA from Aspergillus brunneoviolaceus CBS 621.78, 1279 nucleotides. RefSeq lists its product as uncharacterized. The transcript has 3 exons. NCBI's taxonomy places the organism in Eukaryota, Fungi, Ascomycota, Eurotiomycetes, Eurotiales, Aspergillaceae. The record is from RefSeq and is a predicted model, not a curated record. Bases 158 to 1279 code for a protein of 373 amino acids. Gene Ontology annotation, molecular function: NADP binding; oxidoreductase activity; NAD binding.
CCCGAAAAGAGGCAGAAAUCUAGUCUAGACACCAGGUUUGACCCUGGAGGUACCAAAACCACUGUCGAUAUUGCACUUUCCGUGGCGUUGAUGCAACCCUGAGUCGUCGAACCCGACCCAUUUCUCGCGGCCUCCAUUCCACUUCAGAACAAACACUAUGGCGAAGCCACCUGUCAAUGUCCGACCCAAGAUCGCGUUUGUCGGUCUCGGCGCAAUGGGUAGGGGUAUGGCCAUACAAUUGCUCAACGAUGGGUUUCCCGUCUGUGGGUUCGACGUCAAUCCCAUGUCGCUCGAGACAUUACUGGCCAUGGGCGGCACCGCCGCCUCAAGUCCGCGAGAUUGCGUUCAAGAUGCCGAUGUCUUCAUCUGCAUGGUAGCCAACUCCAUGCAGACAGAGGAGGUACUUUUCAACGAAGGAGUCGGUGCAGUCUUCGGUCUGAAGAAGAAUGCAAUUAUUAUAUUAUGCUCCACCGUUGCCCCGAGCUUCCCAUCAAAGAUCUUGGACCAGAUCCACAAUAAAUUCUCGAGGACUGAUGUCAAUCUGAUCGAUUGUCCUGUAUCUGGCGGGGUGCUCCGUGCAGCUCAGGGCAUCCUGACAAUCAUGUCAUCGGGACCCCAGGAUGCCCUAAGCCUUGCCCACCCAAUCUUGCAGUCGCUUAGCCAAACGCUAUACACAAUUGAGGGGGGGCUCGGCGGUGCCAACAAAGUCAAGCUUAUCAAUCAGCAUCUUGCGAGCGUCCAUAUCGCCAUGGCAGCAGAGGCAAUGGGACUAGCGGCGACGAUGGGAUUGAAUACAAAGCAAUUCUAUGACAGUGUGUUGAAAAGCCCUGCCCAUAGUUGGAUGUUUGAGAACCGAGUGCCGCAGAUGCUUUGCGAUGACUGGUCGCCCCACUCUGCUCUCAGCAUAUUCGUCAAAGAUAUGCGGAUUGUCACUUCGGAAGGCCUCAAUGAGAACUUCCCGCUAUACAUCGCCUCCACCGCGGAGGGUCUUUACCAAUUUGCUGCGCAGACUGGUUAUAACAAGGAAGAUGAUUCUGGCCUAGUGCGAAUAUUCUUUCCCCAGGAUUUGUCACUGGUUUCCAAGGCGACACACCGAAAAGACCACACUGCUGAUCAUGAACGCAAGUCGAAGCUUAUCUGCCAAAUGCUGGGUCGAGGGAAAUACUGCGACUACGCUGCAGCUAUUGCAACAGGGUGUGGCUCGUGGCCUAGGAGACGAGAGUCAAGCAGCGCUGCAGGUGUUAUGGGGCCCGGUAGCCUUAUGAUUCGAUUGAGAUAG